Messenger RNA from Cercopithifilaria johnstoni, 720 nucleotides. The record is from the annotation of a GenBank genome assembly. Lineage: Eukaryota; Metazoa; Nematoda; Chromadorea; Rhabditida; Onchocercidae.
AUGUCAGUUCUGCUAACGAACAAAUAUAAAUUAUCGUCGUCUAAUGUGGAUGGUCGUACGGCAGUCACUUCAUCACGUUCAUCGUCUAAUAUAGAUGGUCGUACGACAGUCACUUCAUCAUGUACACCGUCUAAUGUGGAUGGUCGUACGGCAGUCGCUUCAUCACGUUCAGAGGUGGUUCUCAGAUCGUACUCUAUUUCAUCCCAUCAGAGCUGUAAUGAUGGUGAUGGUAAGCAAAGGGGCUCAAAUACGCCAUGGAUGUCAGUCAUCAGAGAAACGUCCGUUAUGCCUGAUAAUGGGGCACCAAAAAAUGCUGAUAACGUAGUAACUCCGGUAUCCAAUACGUGGUUGAAAUGGAUCAAAAGGCCUUACAAGUAUUUGCAUCUCAAUUAUUUAUUCUCAUUGGCAUUCAUGAUGAUAUAUAUGUUCCUUGGUGCACUACUAUUCCUCUGGCUUGAAGGGGCCUCAGAUCAAGCUCGAAAAUUGCAUGAAUAUAAAUUUUAUAUUCGUCAAAGAGAAUUGUUUCUCGAACAACUCGAUGAAAUAUAUCAUGUCGAAGCAUCACAACAAAGAAAAAUUUUGUUGAAGAAAGCUAUUGAUUAUUUACAUCGGCAAAUUGGAGUUUCAUUUAGUAAUCGAUCGGAGUGGUCACUCACAACUGCUAUGUACUAUUCUGGUACGGUUCUCACAACAAUCGGUUUGUUUUGGUUUUAUUACUAA